Messenger RNA from Coffea eugenioides, 1302 nucleotides. Its product is annotated as monooxygenase 1-like. Lineage: Eukaryota; Viridiplantae; Streptophyta; Magnoliopsida; Gentianales; Rubiaceae. The transcript is spliced from 6 exons. Gene Ontology annotation, molecular function: FAD binding. The record is from RefSeq and is a predicted model, not a curated record. Bases 11 to 1231 code for a protein of 406 amino acids.
AGAGAGAAAAAUGGAUGCAGUCAGAGAAGAAGAAGAGCACGAGGUUGUGAUAGUUGGUGGGGGUAUUGGCGGACUUGCAACGGCCCUUGCUCUUCACAGGAAAGGACUCAGAAGUGUAGUUUAUGAAAGAUCAGAGAGUCUGCGAGCAGAGGGUUCAGCUAUAGGCGUCUUCCGUAAUGGGUGGCGGGCACUUGAUCAGCUUGGUGUUGGAGAUGUGCUCAGAGACAAGGCUAUUCUUGUUCAAGGAGGACAGGACAUAUGGGUUGACGAAGGAAACCAGCAACAGCCAAUACCAUUUCCGGGUGGUGAAGCUCGUUGCUUGAAAAGGAGUGAUCUCAUCAAGGCUCUUGCUGAUGCUUUACCGCCUGAAACUGUACGAUUUGGAUACAAGGUUGUUGCUGUAACAAUGGACCCUAAAAAUAUGUUUCCAACUCUCACACUCAAUAAUGGCAGCUCUAUUAGAGCCAAGGUUCUUAUUGGAUGUGAUGGAUCAAAUUCCGUAGUGGCGGAUUUCCUUGGCAUAAAGCCUACAAGGUUAUUUGCUCUUUGUGCAGUUAGAGGCUUAACGAGUUAUCCAAACGGUCAUGUGUUUUCUCCUGAGCUUGUGCGGAUCAAGAGAGACAGAGUUAUGGUGGGACGAAUUCCUGUAGACAAUAAUUUGGUCUAUUGGUUUGUUACUGUACCAUUGUCUUGGUUAGAUAGAAAAUUUCCAGAUGACCCAGAACUCAUUAGAAAGUUAACCACGAAAAUAACAGAAGGCUUUCCAUCUGAUGCCGUAGAGAUGAUAGAAGGAAGUGAUCUAGACUCAUUGUCCAUCACACACUUGAGAUACCAUGCCCCGUGGGAGAUGCUGGUGGGAAGGUUUCGAAGAGGACCCAUUACAGUAGCUGGAGACGCAAUGCAUGCCAUGGGACCAUUCCUAGGACAGGGUGGUUCCGUAGCCUUGGAAGAUGCAGUGGUUCUUGCAAGGAAUCUGGGAAGGAAGAUUGCUUCUCUCAGUCCAUAUGAAAGAGGAAAAGAAAUCAUGACUGACAAAAUUGGGCAAGCUUUUGAUCAAUAUGUAGAAGAGCGAAGAAUGCGGAUGGUGCGAUUGGCAACACAAGCAUACCUCACUGGUCUCAUCCUGGGGAGCCCGCCAAUGUCAAUUACAAAGUUCAUUGCUGCCAUCAUAAUGGUUAUUCUGUUCCGAGAUCGAAAUGAACAUGCCAAAUUUGAUUGUGGUAAUCUGUAAGACAGAUUAAUUAGACCGCAUUGCUUUGUAUCCAUUUUCAUCUACGACUUGAAUAAAUAUAUGUUGCUCCU